AUGCUGCAGUGGAGAAGACAGGUGGACCAUGCUGGGGAGUGUAACCGAGCAGUGGUGGUGUCUGUAGCUGAGUUUGAUCAUGGGGUGAAUUUGGGGAGAAGACCUGGAGCAGAGAGGGACAAUAAGAAGCUCCAUCGCAUCCUGAGCAGGCUGGGAUUUAAGGUGGAUCUACACAGCGACCUGAGCAGCGAGGAAAUCUACCAGCUGUUUGAAGAAGAGAGCAGGCGGCCGGUGAAGGAUUGUUUUCUGGCCGUGUUGUCGAGUCACGGAGAGGAAGGCUGCGUGUUCGGGGCCGAUGGGAAGCCCGUACGGCUGUCUCACAUUUACAGAUACUUUGAUAAUGAAUGUAUGGAGAAGAAAGCCAAAGUGUUCCUCAUACAGGCGUGUCGAGGCCAUGGUCUGGACGACGGUGUGGAGGUGGAUUCUGUGGAUUCAGUUUCUACCACAGAGAACAGCUUCGUACACAAUCUGACUGUUCCUGUAGAUACAGCCGUGAUGUACGCCACUGCACCAGGCUACGGUGCCUUCAUGCAUCCUCUGGGAUCCGUCUUCUUGCAGACGUUCUGCACCUUAUUACAGGAAGAAGGAAACCGUAACCUGGAGCUGACUCGCCUGAUGACUCGCCUCUCGCACCGCGUGGCCUACACCUUCCAGUCCAAAGGUCGAGCGUACGGAGGGAAGAAAGAGAUGCCGUGCCUCGUCUCACGCCUGACCAGAGAGGUGUUCCCGUUCGCAGAGCCGGGGAAAGGCAGCGAGUCUGCAGAGGCGCUCUCAGCCAUGACGCUGCUCGGGCCUGAACAUGUCAGGAAACGAUCAAUCAGUUAGACUGUGUGUGUGUGUGUGUGUGUGUGUGUGUGUGUGUGUGUGUGUGUGUGUGUGUGUGUGUGUCGACCAGACGCUGCAAACAGCUGAUCUCUGCAAACUUUUCCACUCACAGAACUGAG
This is a messenger RNA of Scomber japonicus (chub mackerel), 944 nucleotides long. RefSeq names its product caspase-7-like. The coding region runs from base 1 to 825 and encodes 274 amino acids. Gene Ontology annotation, biological process: proteolysis. NCBI's taxonomy places the organism in Eukaryota, Metazoa, Chordata, Actinopteri, Scombriformes, Scombridae. The transcript has 5 exons. The record is from RefSeq and is a predicted model, not a curated record. Gene Ontology annotation, molecular function: cysteine-type endopeptidase activity.